GUCUGGAUGAAGUGGAGUCGAUGGAGGGGCUUCUGGAACUGGACGAGACGAUGGACGUGAUGAUCAUCUCGGACGAGAAUGAAAUGGGGCAGGUUCAGGUUUCUAUCCGCCGAAUCCAGUACGAGAAGGCGUGGUCGAAGGUGGAAGAUAUGCAGGCUGAGGACGUGGUAUUCGAGGGUCCGAUCAUCGCUGUCAACCGCGGCGGAGCCAUCGUUCUCGUGGAGGGGCUCCGCGGCUUCUUGCCCGGAUCACACAUGUGCGGUGGGCUCCCGACCGAAGAUGCGGUUGGAAAGGUCAUGAAGUACAAGUUCCUUGAGGCCAUCAAGCCGUACGGAGCUUUCGUGGAGAUCCGUGGCAUGUCUGGGCUGCUGCACAUCUCGCAGAUCUCGUUCGACCGCAUCGAAGACCUCCCGUCCAUCAUGCAGAUGGGCAUGAAGCUCAAGUGCAUGAUCAUCGACCACGACAAGGUGAACGGACGUAUCGCACUCAGCACGAAGACCUUGGAGCCCGAGCCUGGAGACAUGAUCAAGAACCCCCAGAAGGUGUACGACAUGGCCGAGGCGACCGCUGCCAAGUACCACCAGCGAAUGGAGCACGAGCGCAAGGCCCGCGAGGAUGCCGCCAAGAGCAUCGUCAUGGGAUUGGGUGACGGACUCGACUCUUUCGACUCCGACGUUCUGGCGGGCAUCGCUGACGGAAUCGAAUCCGUGCUUCGCGCUCCUAUCGGGGAAGGCGACAACAGCAGCGAGGCAUAAUGAAAGAAGGCGUGUGCAGC
Ectocarpus sp. CCAP 1310/34 is the source of this 775-nucleotide messenger RNA. NCBI's taxonomy places the organism in Eukaryota, Phaeophyceae, Ectocarpales, Ectocarpaceae. The record is from the annotation of a GenBank genome assembly.